Messenger RNA from Rattus norvegicus (Norway rat), 2771 nucleotides. RefSeq names its product tripartite motif-containing 55 (gene Trim55). Gene Ontology annotation, biological process: protein K48-linked ubiquitination; positive regulation of non-canonical NF-kappaB signal transduction. Gene Ontology annotation, cellular component: cytoplasm; nucleus. NCBI's taxonomy places the organism in Eukaryota, Metazoa, Chordata, Mammalia, Rodentia, Muridae. The record is from RefSeq and is a predicted model, not a curated record. Gene Ontology annotation, molecular function: identical protein binding; ubiquitin-like ligase-substrate adaptor activity; zinc ion binding.
CUGAGCCAGGCCUGGAACAUGUCCUCCACAGAGAGGGACGUAAAGGACACUUGAUCAUUACAGUCCUUGGAAUUACUUCCAGGAAACACUUCCAGAAGCCGUUCGGGAGCACCCUUCCCCUGGCGGCACACCCAGGGACGGCUAGGAAAUGAGCACUUCUCUGAAUUACAAGUCUUUCUCCAAAGAGCAGCAGACCAUGGAUAACUUAGAAAAGCAACUGAUCUGUCCCAUCUGCCUAGAGAUGUUCACCAAGCCCGUGGUCAUUCUCCCGUGCCAGCAUAACCUGUGCAGGAAGUGCGCCAGUGACAUCUUCCAGGCCUCUAACCCGUACUUACCCACAAGAGGAGGCACCACCGUGGCGUCGGGGGGCCGCUUCCGCUGCCCCUCUUGCAGACAUGAAGUGGUGUUAGACAGGCAUGGGGUCUAUGGACUACAGAGGAACCUGCUUGUCGAGAACAUCAUUGAUAUCUACAAGCAGGAAUCCACCAGGCCAGAAAAAAAGUUGGACCAGCCCAUGUGUGAGGAGCAUGAAGAGGAACGCAUCAACAUCUACUGUCUGAACUGUGAAGUGCCCACCUGCUCCCUGUGCAAGGUUUUUGGCGCUCAUAAGGACUGCCAGGUGGCUCCCCUGACCCAUGUGUUCCAGAGGCAGAAGUCAGAGCUCAGUGAUGGUAUUGCUGUACUUGUGGGAAGCAACGACAGAGUCCAGGGUGUGAUCAGCCAGCUGGAGGACACCUGUAAAACUAUUGAGGAGUGCUGCAGAAAGCAGAAACAGGACCUGUGUGAGAAGUUUGAUCACCUGUAUAGCAUCCUGGAGGAGAGGAAGACCGAAAUGACCCAAGCCAUCACCCGAACACAGGAAGAGAAACUGGAGCAUGUCCGAACUCUUAUCAGAAAGUAUUCUGAUCACCUGGAGAAUGUAUCAAAGUUGGUGGAGUCAGGAAUCCAGUUCAUGGAUGAGCCAGAAAUGGCAGUGUUUCUGCAGAAUGCCAAGACCCUGUUGCAAAAGAUCACAGAAGCAUCGAAGGCGUUUCAGAUGGAGAAAAUAGAACAAGGUUAUGAGAUCAUGAACAACUUCACAGUCAACCUCAAUAGAGAAGAAAAAAUUAUCCGUGAAAUUGAUUUUUCUAGAGAAGAGGAAGAUGAAGACGAUGAAGGAGAAGUAGAUGAAGAAGGAGAAGGAGAGGAUGCAGUAGAAGUAGAAGAGGCAGAAAAUGUUCAAGUAGCAUCAUCAGGAGAAGAGGAGACUCUGGAAAAAGCUGCAGAGCCCUCUGAGCUGGCUGCAGAGAUCCAGGCUGCCUCAGGGCCACUACUUGCUUCCUCUCCAGAUUCAGUUUCAUCCCUGCCACCUGCUGCAGAUGUCCUGGUGACACAGGGGGAGGUGGUGCCCACUGACUCUCAGCAGACCACACAAUCUGAAACUUCAGGCCCUUCAGCAGCGGAAACUGCGGAUCCCUUGUUUUACCCUAGUUGGUAUAAAGGCCAAAGCCGGAAAAUGAUCUCCAACCCACCUCACACUCCUGGGGGUGAAGGUCUGAGUCAAAUAGGGCCUUCGGCUGCUGAGGAUUCCAGUGUGCAGUCCGCAGAAGUAGCAGAAGCCGCAGCCAAUGAGCAGGCAGCAGUGAGUGGUAAGGAGUCUAGUUCAACUGCAGCUACCUCUCAGGAGUUAGCAAUCUGCCUAGCACUUCUGGCUUUUCUUAUUCUCCACUACAUCUGGAGUCAGAUUCAGUGCUUGAUUUUUGCUUUAAUGGAUUGGAUUUGAGGCCUCUUCUCCCCAGGGACAGGCUGCAGCCUUGGGGAGUGGGGGUGGGGCUGAUUCUGAGCCAGCUCGCCACGUCUUCUCCUUCUCCUGGUUGAAUUCCCUAAAUGAAUGAUAUUUAUUCUCCUUGCUGCCCCCUGUCUGCCUGGCUGAGAAGCACAUAGGGAAACCUGGUGGAAAUUCACCGUGAUGCAUACGAAGGGGACCUCUGGACAGGAUUUCUAAAACCAAAACAAAACAAGAACAACACCCUUUAAUUCCAGAUGACUUAUCUAACUUGUUGAGAAAAUGAUUAUGCUCAGAACAAAAAUUACAGAAAAUACUCUGAUGAAGAAACUUGAUCUUAUGCUUUUAUUGGGUGAGAAACAUUCUGAAGGGUGUGUAGGUGUGGUGCGUGUACACAUCAGCUGUGAGUGGCGAGCGGUUACAAACUGGCAGAACACUCUCCUCUCUCUGGGCUUCUUGUUAUUUUCGGACACUCGUGCCUUUUGCUUUUCUCCUUAGCAUUGCAGGUGGUAGGUGACAUUCAGUGUCAGUUCAGAACUGACCCAUUUAUCAAAAUAUGGAGAUUGGUCACUGACCAAAGCUAUGUAGAAUGCUAUAGAGGUUCCUCUUCCCUACAGAUGUCACAGGAUGUACAGCCAGAAGUUUUCUUUACAUGUGGCCACACUUCCAUAGUCCAGAAGGCCAAAGGUCUAGGGCAAUUCUUUAGACAUUUUUCUAAUACUAUUUACAUAUCUCAUAAUCUUAUAUCCAUGUAACAGCCACUUUAAUUGAAGACUUUCUGGGAGGAACUGUCUACUUUCUUAUGUGUCUGCCAUAGCAGCAAUUCAGCAAACUGUGGAACAACUGCAUGUAUUUAAAUAUACACACAGUCUCCCCCUGUGCGCUUUCUCUCUCCCUCUCCCUCUCCUCUCUCUCCCCUCUCUCCCUUCUCUCUCUCCAUGCUUUCAUCACAUACGUGUAACGUUACUUUAAAUGAACUCCUAAAUAAAUGUUUUUAAGAACUUUA